CAACCACUACCACCACCUUAAAAAAAAAAAAAGGCAGCUUCCAGUGUGCUUUGGAGCCCGCGCGAACCAGAGGAGCUAUGCAGCCAAACUUUCGGGAACCAUGGCUUAUUUUUUUUGACAUUGCAAGCUCGCCCUUGAGGAUCGCUUAUUGAAUUCUCCAGUUUUUGUUUUGUGUGUGGUUUCCACCGCUGCCUCCGGGCCUUGCAGAUUUUUUGCUUCCCAUUUGCAAAGGGUGAGAGAAUCAGGCGAGCCGACCCAGCGGCAAGCCAGCCGCAGCCCAGAAGCCCUGCCUGCUUGCUUUGCCUCCGCUCUCUCUCUCAGCUCGCUUGCCUUGGGAGUCCAGUGUUGUUUUGAAGGGAGCUAACAUGGCGACGGUGCCCGUCUAUUGCAUCUGUAGGCUGCCCUACGACGUAACCCGCUUCAUGAUCGAGUGCGACGCCUGCAAGGACUGGUUUCACGGCAGUUGUGUUGGUGUAGAAGAAGAUGAGGCACCAGAUAUUGACAUCUACCAUUGUCCGAAUUGUGAAAAAACCCAUGGAAAAUCAACUUUGAAAAAGAAAAGGAAUUGGCAUAAGCAUGAUACUGGUCAAACUACAGAAGUCAAACCUGUACAGAAUGGGAGUCAAGUCUUCAUAAAGGAGCUUCGAAGUCGAACGUUCCCCAGUGCUGAAGAUGUGGUAGUAAAAGUCAGUGGAAGCCAACUAACUGUUGAAUACUUGGAAGAAAAUGGAUUCACUGAACCGAUCCUCAUUCCAAAGAAGGAUGGCUUGGGGUUAUCAGUACCUGCACCUACAUUUUAUGUUAGUGAUGUUGAAAACUAUGUUGGACCAGAAAGAAGUGUUGAUGUCACUGAUGUCACAAAACAAAAAGACUGCAAGAUGAAGCUGAAGGAAUUUGUUGAUUACUAUUACAGCACUAAUAGGAAAAGAGUCCUCAAUGUAACUAACUUGGAAUUUUCAGAUACAAGAAUGUCCAGUUUUGUAGAGUCUCCUGAUAUAGUGAAAAAACUUUCUUGGGUAGAAAAUCAUUGGCCUGACGAUGCUUUGCUUGCAAAACCUAAAGUGACCAAAUAUUGCCUGAUAUGCGUGAAGGAUAGUUACACAGAUUUUCACAUAGACUCUGGUGGAGCCUCUGCCUGGUACCAUGUCCUGAAAGGUGAAAAAAUAUUUUAUCUCAUCAAGCCAACUUCUGCAAACAUUUCUUUAUAUGAACGCUGGCAGUCGGCAGCAAAUCACAGUGAGAUGUUUUUUGCCGACCAAGUGGAUAAAUGUUACAAAUGCACAGUUAAACAAGGACAAACACUUUUUAUCCCAUCAGGGUGGGUUUAUGCAACGUUAACUCCUGUUGACUGUCUAGCCUUUGCAGGACACUUCCUACAUAGCCUAAGUGUUGAAAUGCAGAUGAGAGCAUAUGAAGUUGAGAGACGAUUAAAAAUUGUCAGCUUAACACAGUUUCCAAACUUUGAAACGGCUUGUUGGUAUACAGGAAAACACCUGCUAGAAUCAUUUAAAGGAUUGCACAAAGCUGGAAAGCAGCCUCCCUCCCAUUUAGUCCAGGGAGCAAAAAUUUUAAAUGGUGCUUUCAGGUCUUGGACUAAAAAGCAGGCUUUAGUAGACCAUGAAGAUGAACUCCCAGAACAUUUUAAACCAGCACAACUUAUUAAGGAUCUUGCCAAAGAAAUAAGAUUAAGUGAGAAUGCUUUGAAAGUCAACAAACCUGAAGUGAGUGCCAAUGUGAAUGUUGAGGAGGUCAGUCCUAUAGAGAAAGAGGAAAUACCAUCACCUGCACCACGGACGCCACCACCACCACCUCCACCACCAUCACCACCUCCUCCACCACCACCAGUUGAAAAAGUUGCUAAGAAAAAGACAUCAAAAGCAAUGAAAACACCCAAACUUUCCAAAGUACCCAAACCUCCCAAGCCACCCAAACCCCCCAAGCCACCUAAGCCACCCAAACCUCCCAAAACACCAAAAGUCAAGGGGGAAGGGAAGAAAAAAGGCAAGAAUGCAAAAGAAGCUCCUCCACCUGCCAUUCCUAACUUAGAUCUUCUUGAAGCUCACACAAAAGAAGCCCUAACAAAGAUUGAAACACCAAAGAAGGGAAAGGCUGCCAAGACUGCUUUGAGUGCCCCUAAUAAAGAACCUGUUGAGAAGCAAAAUGAGGUGGAAAAAUUUGAAAUUCGGGAGCAGAAUAAGACCAAAACAGAAGCAAAAUGGAAGUAUAAGAACAGUAAACCUGAUUCAUUACUGAAAAUGGAAGAGGAACACAAGUUGGAGAAGACCCCAUUGUCAGGAAAUAAGGACAGUAAAUUUAUGUUUUCCUUCUCCAACAAGAAGCUAUUGGGUUCAAAAGGAGUGAAGCCUCAGCUGAAUCCUGGUGUAUUUGGAUCAUUACAAAAUUUCAAAGAAGAUAAAACGAAACCUGUAAAAGAUGAAUAUGAGUAUGUCUCAGAUGAUGGAGAACUAAAAAUCGAUGAAUUUCCAAUCAGAAGAAAAAAGAACACAACAAAGCGAGAUUUGCCCUUUUUAUCAGAUAAAAAAGAAACUGCACAACAUAUACCAAUUAAGAAGCCAAAGGUGGAAUCAGUAUUGUACAAGAGUGAUGAUUCAUCAGAUGAAGAUUCUCUUCAUAUUGACACAGAUGCUAAACCAGGGCGCAAUUCCAAAGUGAAGAAAGAGACGGGAAGUUCAGCAGGAAUUCUUGAUCUUUUACAGGCAAGCAAGGAAGUUGGAGGUUUGGAGUAUAACACCAACAGUCAGCCCCCUGCAUCUCCCAGCACACAGGAAGCAAUCCAAGGAAUGUUGUCAAUGGCAAACCUCCAGUCUUCAGAGUCCUGCCUACAGCCUUCGUGGGGAGCCAACCAAGCUAAGAAUAAUUCUCUCACAGCCCCAAAUUCUAAAAAAACAGGAAACAGCAACAACAAAAAUGCAGGCAAAAGGCUGCCAAAGAAGAGUGCAAAAAACAACAUUGACAUUGAAGAUUAUGAUGAGGACCAGGAUCACCUAGAUGCCUGCUUUAAAGAUUCUGAUUAUGUGUAUCCCUCCCUUGAAUCAGAUGAAGAUAAUCCAGUAUUCAAGUCCCGAUCGAAGAAAAGGAAAAGUUCUGAUGAUGCUCCUUAUAGCCCAACAGCAAGAGUUGGCCCAUCAGUACCUCGGCAAGACAGACCUGUUCGAGAAGGUACAAGAGUUGCAUCUAUUGAAACGGGACUUGCAGCAGCUGCUGCCAAAUUAUCCCAACAAGAGGAACAAAAGGGCAAGAAGAAAAAGAACACCAAAAAGAAAUUAUCACCUAACAACACAAAUAAACUCCCUCAGGAAGGCAGCUCUCCUGAACCCAAGCUGGAGUCCCACAGCAGUAGUCUAGCAGACCAUGAGUAUACAGCUGGCGCAAGCACGUUUGGGGUUGCCCAAGUAAACAGAGGUUCUCAACCCAUGGCUCCUGGAGUUUUCCUCACACAAAGGAGGCCCUCAUCUUCACAGAAUAAUGCAGCUGCCAAAGGAAAGGCUGCAGGUGAUGUACCAACCGAAGCUGGUAAACGGAGGACUGCUGAGCCUUCUUCUGUAGGGAAACGUACAAAAAAAGGUAUGGCCACAGCGAAACAGAGGCUUGGGAAGAUUUUGAAAAUUCAUCGGAAUGGAAAGCUUCUCCUCUAAAAUUUAGCCACAACAGGGACUAUCAAAGUUCAGAAUGUCCUGAGCUGACACUAACUCUUCAACUCUUGAAGGACUUCCGUAGUAUUGUGCAACAUCCUAGGGACAAUACCAGUUAACUUUUUGCCACCUCUUUAAUAAAUUCUUUUUAACUUUCAGCAGUUAAAACAUGUACAGAAUACUGCUAUAAAUAUUUUUUAAUAUAGAUGUCCUUUCUCAAAUUGCUGAGAGUGACUAGUUCGCAAAAAGUUAAUACUCCAAGACACUGAGGAUCAUUCCAGUUUUAGGAAAGUAUCCCUUUAACUUGUUUAUAAGUGAAGAAAAAGCAGUUGUUUGAACAGUAUGCACAUUAAUUUCAAUUACUCUUCAUGUAUCACCAGUUUUAAAGAGGUAUCUGAUUAAGCAGCAAAAGAUCUGAGUUUUUAAAAAUCUGCAUUUGUUCAAAUUGAUUUAGAUUGGGAGAUGAGAUUUAUCCUAUUAUAAUAUGUGCAGGAAAUUAAAUGCACACUGGAAAAUUUUCUUACCUGGAUCAUGAUGAAUAGAUUUUGGACAAUAAAAGAGUUGCAAUUGCACUUCCGCCUCCUAAAGGCUUUUCCUGUAAGCGGUUGUCUGACAACCAUGGGUGAGUGAAUUUAUCUUAUGUGCAGUUCAAGACGGCUUUCUUAAUGUAGUCUGAUACAAGAGGGUUCAUGAUGAAUUAGGAAUAUGGUUAUAUAAACGUGUGUUAAUCCAGUUAUUUGAAAAUCUGCCGGAGCUUUGCCAUUUAUUUCAAUUAGCACUGGAUUACAGCUCUAGAGUCUGUAACACUGGUAGAGUCUGUAACACUUCAUAAAGAGCAAAUAUUAGCACACUGUUCCCACUCAUUUUCCUUGUUUUUGUCACUUCAAGUCAAUGUCUGAUGGGAAUCUGAAUUCAAAGCUGUAGUGUUUACCUAAAAUCUUAAAAACACAUGCCUACAAUUGGAGGAAACUUACAAAACUAACUGUACCUCAGAGGUAAGAUGUGAAAAUGAUAGCUGUGGGAGCAAUCUGAGUACAUCUACUUGAAAGUUACUCCCAUUUUAUUCAGUAGGGCUUACUUACAAGAGAGAGUCCUUAGGACUGCAGCUUCAGUUAGAAGGGUUUUUUUUUUUUUUUUUACUCCUGGAUAGUCUGUGUAGGACUUGUUUACUUGAUCAGGAAAAUCAGACCAUUUUCUUUUUCUAUUGUUACUUAGCUCAGAGUUGGUCUUUUGAAAUGACACUCUUGGUUUACAAAGUUAGAGAAUUCUACAAUUUUUAGAGCUGCUUCUAAUUUUGGUCACUUUUAUAUGGGCUCUUUAAACCUGCUUUGGCUUCUGAAGGCAAUUUUUAAAAAAGUUUUCACACACCUAAAAGAUAAAGCACAAAACCCAGAUCACACAAGGUUUUGGAAAACCUAGAUUAAAGCUUUGUUAACUGCUGGAGGAGUGUUGUAUCCUUAAGGUAUGCAAAGCCUUAAAAAAGAAAAGAAAAUGGUUUCCCUUUAGAAGCCAAACAAGUUCAAAAGCCCAUUUGAAACGGACCUUUGUAUCUUGUUUGGAACUCCUACGCAGCUGGGUUCCCAUAUUGCCCUUGUAAUAUUAAAACUAAACACUAUCUGAUGUGAGGAAAGCACAUGCUUCCAACACCAGUGUUGCCAGCCCAUGGGCAAAUAAUGCAGUAGGAUGGGAAGGACCCAUGUCACCUGCAAUCGCAUAUGCUGUCCCUGUUUCAAAUGAUUCAGUGGAGUGUGGGCCUGUGCCAGCAGCAAUGACAACAAUGCCAUAAAGACGAUAUGAAAUAGUUUAGCCAUUAUUUAAAUAAUCAUUUUCUUAACUUUUGUAAGCUUGUGGUGAAUUUUAAAUUCCAUCCAAGACCUAAGGUCAGAUCUGUGCUGUUGGGUAUUCAUUCUGUUAGAUCUAAAUAGGAUUGCCAACUCCAGGUUGGGAAGUUCCUGGAGAUUUGAGGGUGGGGUCUAGGGGAGGGCAGGAUUUAGUGAGGGGCUUCAGUGGGGCAUAAUGCCACAGAGUCUAACCUCCAAUGAAGCCAUUUCCUCCUGGGGAACUGUUCUCUGUCAUCGGGAGAUCAGCUGUAAGUCUGAGACAUCUCCACUCCCCACCUGGAAGUUGGCAACCCUGGGUCCAACUGCUUGAGUUCCUGGCGAUCCUGCCAUUUUUUAAAUCCUAUUUAUGAACACUUAAAUCUGUCUUCCUUAGUACUAUGACGCUGAUCUGAUUAACCCCUUCCCCCAUUGCAUUUUAGAUUAGAAAACAUGUUGCGGGGAGAACCAAUUAUGGCUCUUCAAUGUAAUGUGAGGUUUGGCCCUUAAUCCAAGAUGAAAUGGAUGAAGGAAAGGCAACUUGUUAACUAGUGUUUCUUUGUACUGUGUUUCUUUUUUUCUCACUUUCAAUACUCUGCAGCUUUUGAUUAACCCACGGAUCAUGUACACGAAUCAGAGAUACAAAUGAAUUCAGGAGGUCUCUAAACAAGCACUUAUGUGCCACCCCAAUUACCUGUCCAAUUUUUCUGCUUUAGGAAAAAUAGUAGAGAAGGAGGGAAAGUGCCAGAGGAUAAAUAGUAAUAAAUGUAACUCAUGUGCGCACCCUCUGCAUUUUUCUUUAUGCCUAUGAGCCCAUUAGAUAACUAAGGCAUAAUGGUAUAAUGGUUUAUGUAUGCCUUUAUGCCAAGGCACGCAGUGAGGUGCGCAUUCAUAUCAAUGUUGUACACAAGGCUUUUGACAUUCAUAUCAAAGCAUUUCCUAUCAGAUACAUUUGUCUGAAGGAACGAGGACUUUGAGCAUCCAGGCGUCUGAUAACAGGAAAGCCAAGCUUAUUGACAGUUUAACUGGAUACUUGUUGUCUUUUAACUCUCUUAGUGUUUGGUGUAGCGUGCAUUAUUUUACAUUAAACUUGCUUGUCUGCAUAUAAACACUUGAGGGGUUAAAUUUGUUUCUCAGGCAAUCCCAUAUUUUCAUUUAUAGAUACGUUUCCUAAAGCAUAUUUUUUCAUAGAAUGUAGCUUGUAAAUAGCUUUUUAAAUACCUUCUUUUUAUAAGAGCAAAGUAUCUUUAGACAUUUCUUUCUAUAGAAUACUUCAUUAACCUUUAUACAAGUUUUUUGCUGAGUAUUAUCAACAGUUGUAUUUUAGGUUCUUAAUUCUAUGAGGGGAAUUUUGUUUUGUGUUGUUUUGUUUUAUUUCUUCCUUUUUUGGCAUUGCCUGAAAAACAAGUAAAACUUUGUGCAGCCUUAUAUGGAAUCAGAUAAUAGUACAAAAAAUGAUCUAUUUAAGACAUAUUAUGAAGAAUAAUCUUCAACUUUCUAAAUACCAGCUCCUUGUUUCAAUUCUUGUAUUAUUGGGGGGUGGGGGAUACAGUUAUUUUAUUAGCACCUUGUGAAGUGUUUCUGUGUUUUGUGAUGAUGUAAUUUAUUAAUGUUUGUAGCUUUUUAUAUUUGUACAUUUCUUAUGAGCUUUGUUUAUAUACACAUUACCUGGAUGUGAUAUCCAUGAGGAAAAAAAACAGCUACAGAAAACAACUGAGGCCUUAUUAACUAACCUUUCUAUAGUUAUGGUGGGAAAAUAUAGGAUUGACAUGCUAGGAGUUGUUAGUUGAAUAGGGCCCCAGGAUUAUGCCGAGCAGGUUUUUUUAAGCUUCCCUAGUAUACUGUUCUUGUCAAGCAUUUAUAUAAUAUAUCGCAGACAUCAUGCUGUUUUUUUAUUAUUAUUGUUGUUGUUAUUAUUAUUUUCGCAACAUGUACAUUUCUAACAAAGUUUAUUGUGGCUAUCUAUUACAGUGUUUUAUUUACCAAUUCAUAUCAAAUGCUCUUGUAUCAAGUCCAUGAAAUCUAAGUAAACUUAGAUCAAAAUUUUAAAAGUAAAAUAUUUCAGGUUUUGU
Eublepharis macularius is the source of this 7542-nucleotide messenger RNA. RefSeq names its product PHD finger protein 2 (gene PHF2). Lineage: Eukaryota; Metazoa; Chordata; Lepidosauria; Squamata; Eublepharidae. Gene Ontology annotation, biological process: regulation of transcription by RNA polymerase II; protein demethylation. Bases 366 to 3656 code for a protein of 1096 amino acids. The transcript is spliced from 23 exons. The record is from RefSeq and is a predicted model, not a curated record. Gene Ontology annotation, molecular function: histone demethylase activity; transcription coregulator activity.